Molecule: messenger RNA, 4087 nt
Organism: Carcharodon carcharias (great white shark)
Lineage: Eukaryota; Metazoa; Chordata; Chondrichthyes; Lamniformes; Lamnidae
Gene: fubp1
Product: far upstream element (FUSE) binding protein 1
Exons: 21
Coding region: 90-2189 (699 amino acids)
Biological process (GO): regulation of DNA-templated transcription
Cellular component (GO): nucleus; cytoplasm
Molecular function (GO): mRNA binding
Source: RefSeq, a predicted model, not a curated record
CCUUCAGCGAGUCGGCCAUUUUGCAGCAGCUCCGGGUCCGUGGCGGCCUCGCUCUCUCACUCAGUCAGUCAGUUAAAGCGCGGCGGGACAUGGCCGAAUACUCAGCAGUGGCGCCGCCCAGCGCGUUAAGCGGUGGCGGCGGCGGCGGAGGCGGUAGUGGCGGCGGCGGAGGCGGCGCGGGAGGCGGUGGAGCAGGUGGUGGCGGUGCCGGCGGCGGCGGCGGCUUUAAGAACGACGCAUUCGCCGACGCCCUUCAGCGGGCGAGGCAGAUCGCAGCAAAAAUUGGAGGGGAUACAGGAACAACAAUAAAUACGUCUGACUAUGGAUAUGGUGGACAGAAAAGACCCCUGGAAGAUGGAGAUCAACCAGAUACCAAGAAAGUUGCGCAGAAUGACCCAUUUGGAGCACAGCUAGCUGCAAUGCAUCAACAGAGGUCAAUCGCCACAGAGGAGUACAAAGUACCCGACGGUAUGGUUGGAUUUAUAAUUGGCCGAGGUGGGGAACAGAUCUCGCGCAUCCAGCAAGAGUCUGGGUGCAAAGUACAGAUUGCACCUGACAGUGGCGGUUUACCAGAAAGAUCCUGCAUGUUGACAGGAAGUCCUGAUUCCAUUCUAGCUGCAAAGAGGCUACUUGAUCAAAUAGUUGAAAGAGGCCGAAUUGGUCCAGGUACACAUCACGGAGAUGGACCAGGUACUUCAGUGCAGGAAAUCAUGAUUCCUGCAAGCAAGGCUGGACUUGUUAUUGGGAAAGGUGGAGAAACAAUCAAGCAAUUGCAGGAACGUGCAGGAGUCAAAAUGGUGAUGAUUCAAGAUGGACCUCAGCCAACAGGAUCAGACAAACCCCUCCGCAUAACAGGAGAUCCAUUCAAAGUACAGCAAGCCAAGGACAUGGUGAUGGAUCUAAUUCGUGACCGAGACCAAGGUGGUUUUAGGGAGCAGCGUAAUGAGUAUGGAUCCCGUUUGGGAGGAACAAACGAAGCAUUGGAUGUCCCUGUACCUCGCUUUGCUGUUGGUAUUGUAAUAGGGAGAAGUGGAGAAAUGAUCAAGAAGAUACAGAACGAUGCUGGUGUGAGGAUUCAGUUCAAGCCAGAUGACGGGACGACGCCAGAAAGAAUAGCUCAGAUCCUGGGCCCUCCAGACAGAUGUCAGCAUGCUGCAGAAAUACUUACAGACCUCCUACGAAGUGUGGAGGCUGGCAUGCCUCCAGGUCCUGGUGGUCCUGGACCUGGCAGAGGAAGAGGGAGAGGCCAAGGGAACUGGAAUAUGGGCCCUCCUGGUGGACUUCAAGAGUUCACUUUCACAGUACCCAGCAGCAAGACUGGCAUAAUCAUUGGCAAAGGUGGCGAGACUGUAAAGGCAAUUAGCCAACAGUCAGGAGCACGGAUAGAGCUUCAGAGAAACCCACCUCCAAAUGCUGAUCCCAAUUUUAAAAUGUUUAUUAUUCGUGGAUCAACCCAACAGAUUGAUUAUGCUAGACAACUUAUUGAAGAGAAGAUUGGGGCUCCUACUGGUCCUCCUGGGCCGCCUGGUCCCCAUGGUCCUCAUGGACCCCACUUGCCUCCUGGCCCUCAUGGGCCCCCUGGUCCUCCAGGCCCUGGGACUCCAAUGGGACCCUAUAAUCCAGGGCCCUAUAAUCCAGGGCCACCUGGUCCUCCUCAACAUGGUCCACCAGCACCGUAUGCUCCACAAGGAUGGGGGAAUGCCUAUCAGCCCUGGCAGCAACAGGGUCAACCAGAUCCAAAUAAAGCUGGAGAUGCAAAUACAGCUGCAUGGGCAGCAUAUUACGCUCAGUAUUAUCAGCAACAAGCACAGCAGCCACCUGCAGCUUCAAGCACUGGUCAGGGCAAUACCCCAAAUUCUGCACAGGCAGGUGAUCCAAACCAACCUAACGCGGCCCAGACUCCUCAGACCGAUUAUACCAAAGCCUGGGAAGAAUAUUACAAGAAAUUAGGGCAACAGGGACAACCACAAGGAGCCCAACAGGAUUACACCAAAGCUUGGGAAGAAUACUACAAGAAACAAAGUCAAGCAGCUCAAGCUUCUAGUACAGCAGCUCAACCAGGUGGGCAGCCAGACUACAGUGCCGCGUGGGCUGAAUAUUACAGGCAGCAAGCAGCUUACUACAGUCAGACAAACUCCCAGGGAAUUCCGCAGCAUCCGCCAGCACAGCAACCCCCACAGGCCCAGUAAUGUGAAGUGGAGAUAUUUGCGUCAUUUGGGGAAAAGCCUUUGUAAAAUUUAUGGAUGCAGACGCCUUGAUGAAGAUCUUAAUUUUGUUUUUGGUUUAAGAAAAAUAGUGUUUGUUGCUAUUGUCAUACUUAAGAGGUAGCGAACUUGAUAACCAUUAUUUUUGUGUAGAAUUGCAAAUUUGGUUUGCUUUUAGUGAAACACAAUAGUUUGAACAUUCCAGCAUAUGUAUUUUCAAUUUCUAUUCAGUCACUAUAGUGACAUGUGCUUCUGUUGUAAAAUGUAUUAAUUUCAUUGUAUACUGUUCACUUUUAAAAAUGCUUGUUUUGUGCUUGACAAUAAAUAAUAUGAAAACCCUUGUUUGUGGGUAAGUUGGAUCUAUGGGUGAAUUGUAACCUGGUAUGACAACACAUUCUUUGUGAUAUGGAAUUUUCUGUUGGGUCAAACUGAGACUUUAAAUGUGCAUAAUUUCAAUUCAGAUCCGAAUAGCUGCUGUAGUCCAGGUUCCUGAAGCCAUCGUGAUUGCAAUUUAGCUCAUCAGUAAUGAUGCAUAAUGCAAAGUUGCAAGCAGUAUAUCUUUUGCAUAAUCUUUCUAUAGCAAAACAUAUGAACGUGAAAUGCUAUUUAAUCUUGUGGCUGGCAUCCUUAGCUUUUGUUUGCAACUUUAUUCUAAUUGUCUGUGACAAAUUUAUUGGGAGGCAGUUUGUCAAUUUGUUUUUAUGGUCUGCAAUUCUUGCCAUGUAAAAUAGUGCCCCAUAACUUUUUUUUCUGACAGAAGGAGUUUAGGAAAGCUGAUGGUAAGGUAUCAGUCAAAGUAUCGUUAAUGAUUAAGUAGUUCCUCAAAUUGACAAUGGAAUUGUUUUUCUAAUGCAUUAUGACCUGCUUUAGAUGCAUUAUUUUUCACGUUAUUUAGUUGGAAUUUGCCAUUUUAAAACCUCGAAAGAUUAUCUGAAUUGCUUCUGCAUAUUUUUCCCUCUAUUUGAAAGUGAUUGUUUCUCUGCCAAUUAGAUUUUUUUCCCCAUGUAAGCACUUGAAUAUUCUGAUAGUUGCUCAGUUUAAUUAUGCAAAAGAUGAAUGCAAUUGCAGCCUCUGUUUGCCACUGUAUUUAUUGAAGUACAGGUGUGUUCCAGCCAAUGUAGAGCUAGCUCUGUAAGGGUAACCUGGCGUAUGCUGUGCACCAUCCUUGAUUCUGUUCCUUCAAGGAGCUUUGCACUGUAAGUACACUAAACCUUGUGACUGAAAUAGAGAUGACUUACUGUGCAGUAACACUUGAAAUUGUUUUUGCCCAUGUCCUCUAUUUUCUUUCUCAAUAUAUACAUUGAAAUUUGAUUAACAAUGCAGAAAUUAACAUGUCCUGAUCACAUACUUAGCAUGUAAUGCUUGUAGGAAUUAAAUUACCUGCUAGUUUUGCUCUGAUUUUAAAAACCUUUAUUAUGGGUAAGUAUUUCCUAAACUGUAGUAAAUAAUGUUUGAGGAAUGCAGAAUGGACAGCUAUUUUAGGUGAUGCUGUGAUAGUUUUCUUUUUAGAUUUACUUGAACCAUAUGGAAUUUUGUUAGGUUGAAGGUAGGUAGGCCAGGAUUGUGUUGUGUUUCAAUUGCCAUGAUGUUCAACUUAAUAAAUGAACGUGAAUAUCUGUUGUUUAUGUUGAUGCUUAGAAUGGUGGAAAUUAUUUUAGGUUUUUAAAUGAGCACAUUAUGUUUUCAAUAGCAAAGUUGUCUUUUUGCUGUGAAUUGUAUUAGAAAUGGCUAACUGAAGUUGUAAACUGAGUAAAUUUUUUGGGCGCUGCAUUUAUUUUGAUGGGCAUGAGAUCCAGUUUUUUGCCACGGAUAACAUUGUUCUGAGCGGAUGUCUUAAAUUUCUUAAGAGAAACUACUUUUGUAAUAAACUUCUACAUGCUGUU